UUGUCAUGUCGAUUCAACGGCACAUGAUCUCUUCUUCUACGUUGUAAACUGUUCCAAGUCUAUCGUUCAGAUUGGGAAGAAUUAAUGGAGAAUCUUCGGUAUCAGGUGUAAGUAGCCUACAGUCUCCUGACGAUUUACACAACAAAGACAACAUUUGGGGGUUAAUCCCUGAAGAGAGUUUGUGAGUGCAUGUUGUUGUAAAGCCACCAUGUCAUCUGGCUGUCCACCACAGUCGCCAGCUGUGGCGAAGACAGAGGUGACGCUGGACGGCCCAUGUCCGGUGCUGGCCAGCACCUUCGCCUACUGGGACAAUAUCUUGGGUCCACGUGUGCGCCACAUCUGGGCCCCGAAGCAGGAGGCCCCUGACCCGUCCCUGUUGCUCAGCGACGGCGAGGUCACUUUUUUGGCCAAUCACACGCUGAACGGAGAGAUCCUGCGCAGCGCGGAGAGCGGCGCGGUGGACGUGAAGUUUUUCGUGCUUGCCGAGAAAGGCGUCCUCAUCGUGUCUCUGAUCUUCGACGGAGAGCUAAAGGGAGACAAGAACACUUGUGCCCUGUCCAUUAUCCUACCACAGGCAGAGCUGGGCUUCUACCUGCCCCUGCACAACGUGUGUGUGGAGCGGCUCAAGCACAUCAUACGCAAGGCUCGAAUUUGCAUGCAGAAGGGUUACAACAUCAUCUCUGUUCUGACAUCUGAGAUCAUACCCGUCAUGGAGCUCCUAACGUCCAUGAAAACACACAGUGUACCAGAAGAAGUUGAUAUUAAAGACACUGUGCUAAAUGAUGAUGACAUAGGUGACAGCUGUCAUGAGGAUUUCUUGAAGAAGGCUGUGAGCUCUCACUUGCAGACCUGUGGCUGCUCAAUAGUGGUUGGCAGCAACCCAGAAAAAGUGAAUAAGAUGGUGCUGACACUCUCCCUCUUCCUCACCCCUACCGAGAGAAAAGGUUCUCGCCUUUGCCAAGCCGACAGCUCAUCCUGCAGAUACGACAGCGGUUUGUUUGUGCAGGGCCUUCUGAAGGAUGCCACAGGCAGCUUCGUCCUGCCCUACAGGCAGGUGCUGUACGCACCGUACCCCACCACGCACAUUGACGUGGACAUCAACACGGUGAAGCAGAUGCCGCCAUGCCAUGAGCACACGUAUCACCAGCGCCACUACCAGCGGGCCGAGCUCAGUGCCCUGUGGCGCGCCGCCAGCAAGGAUCUCAUCUCCGCCGACAACCUCACACUGGCGCACGACCAUUUUACUCCUGACUUGAACAUAUUCCAGGAUGUCACGCACAGAGACACACUGGUUAGAUCAUUUAUAGAUGAGGUGUUCCUUCUGAAGCCAGGGCUUCAGCUGCGUACCGUCUAUCUCUCCCACUUCUUGCUGCUGCUCCACAGGAAAGCACUCACACUGCUGCGGUACAUAGAGGAUGAGACUCAGAAGGGCAAGAAACCGUUCCGAUCCCUGAGAAGCCUGAAGACGGACCUGGACCUGACUGUGGAGGGAGACCUGAAUAUCGUCAUGGCGAUGGCAGAAAAACUGAGGGCGGGGCUUCACUCGUUCGUGUUUGGCAAGCCCUUCUAUACCAGUGUGCAGGAACGCGACCUUCUCACGAACUUCUGAGCUCCGUGGACGCACAACAGUUAUAACAUGAUUGUGUUGUCAUAUCAGAGAGACUCCUCCCAUAUGGCUGUCACGUGCUGUUAACGAUGAAUGUGCUGCUGCCUGUCGUGAAAGUUGACGGUGGCAUUGUUUCUAAGGCCAUUAGAGUUGUUGUAUGUGCUUGGUGGUGAUCAGGAGGUUUAAGCUGUAGUUGGCAAACCUGUUGUGGCGCCAUUUUUGUUUGUUUACAUUCUUAUCCCUUUGAAGCCAUUUCUGAUUGAUUUUGCACACGGUCAAGGGUAUGUUGUCCGCUGAACGCUUUAUGGAAUCUCAAGAUGAGAAAUGUUAGGGUUAAACACUGUACUUUUCUUCAGAAUGGCGAUGUGUACAUUCUCAAAAUGUGACAAAAGAGGCAAACAUUAGUUAGCUCACAUACAAAUACUCUUAUCAGUGCUCUGAUGAAGGUCUGAUAAUGUGUAUUUGUAUGCCUGGGAUACUAUACUGAAAUAAUGCAAAAAUACCGUAUCUUCAUGUCUCUACCCUUUCUCAUUCUCCCACUGGAGUUUGGGUUCCACAUGAUCUUACUUUAAGGACUGGUUAAAUUCCAGACUGCAUUACUGUGUUGGUUUGAACAAAAGUUUGAUGCUCCAUUCAUUUACACGUGUUCUUUUGCUGCUUUUUUCCCAUCACUGACUGCCAUAAUGCAUUUAGUUUUAAAGUGAAAUAUUAAUGUGCAAGGUGUUCAGACCGGUAUUCUUUUUUUAACAACCAGAGCGUAUAUUUAAAAGAACUACAAAUCAAAAUAAAAAUUCACAAUAUCUGUUAACAUUAUUUACAUCUCACUGAAAGUGUGGUGCAAAAGAUGGGUGUUGUUCGUGCUUGUCCGAUUAUGUUUAAUGUGUAAUGAAAUAAAAUUACUUAAUUUAA
Molecule: messenger RNA, 2515 nt
Organism: Clupea harengus (Atlantic herring)
Lineage: Eukaryota; Metazoa; Chordata; Actinopteri; Clupeiformes; Clupeidae
Gene: c9orf72
Product: C9orf72-SMCR8 complex subunit
Biological process (GO): endocytosis; autophagy
Cellular component (GO): endosome; autophagosome
Molecular function (GO): guanyl-nucleotide exchange factor activity
Source: RefSeq, a predicted model, not a curated record